AAAUUGAACAUUUGGGUCCUAAAGGUCUCACCUUUACGCCCAGAUAUUCGUUUUCUUUGCUCAGAGGUUCGAUUCUGCGUGGAUUACAGCUUCAAUUUGGGAGAGGGAUCGUAAAGAUUAAAACUUUUUGUGUGGGAAUCAGAAUGGGACUUUUUCUGCAGUUUGUUUCGAUGAAGAGGUUGACAAGCUUCUGAUUCAGUUUAAAGGGUAAAUUAUAGGAGUUAGAUUGUCUCUGAAACGUAGAUAUAUAACUCUUUUGAGUUUAGAUGGGUACCCAAGUUAUGAGAUUGAUAAUGAAGCAGCAGCCCCACUAUCGGUUAUUGGGUGUUCGGUUGAAAACAACCUCAUCACAGUAUGUAGCAUCAAGAGCCAGAGAUCCCACGUUUGAGAAACUAAUGGAUAAGUACAAGAACCUUGUCAAAGUCGUUGCAGUGCAAGAUCUCAUCCUGGCAAACCCAAGUGACCCUGCAGUUUCUGUUGAUUUUCUCUCCAGGCUCUCCCAAAAACUCCAUCUCAACCGUGGUGCAGUCGCCUUCCUCCGCAAAUACCCUCAUAUCUUCCACAUAUACCAUGACCCAAUAAAGGGACAGACACGAUGCACAUUAACUGAUACUGCUUUUCGAAUUUCAGAAGAAGAAGCAGAGGCUAUUAAUGCCUCAUUGCCACUUGUUGUUGAUCGAUUGGUUCGGCUUCUGUCCAUGUCGACUUCCAAGAUGUUGCCACUGCGCGCCAUUUUUAAAGUUUGCAGGGAACUUGGGCUUCCUGAUGAUUUUGAGGAGUCUGUAAUAUCUAAAAACUCCCAGCUUUUUCAACUUUGCGAUGCUCAUGAACCCAACACUCAUAACUUGAAACUGGUUGGUGCAAUUUCUGACAAGUUUGUUGCAGCUGUUGAGAAUUGGAGGGUAGAGGAAUAUUGCAAAGAGGGUUGCAGUGUUGGUAGGGCUGAACUUCAGUUUAGUUUUAAGCAUGGAUAUCCUCCAGGGAUGAGGUUAAGAAAGAAUUUCAGAGCCAAGGUUAAAGAAUGGCAGAAGUUGCCAUACAUCGGGCCAUAUGAUGAGGUCACAGAGAAGAGGUUGUCUAAAGCUGGAAUGAUAGUUGGGGAGAAACGAGCAGUUGCAAUAGUUCAUGAGUUCUUGAAUCUGACAGUUGAGAGGAUGGUUGAAGUGGAGAAAAUCAGUCAUUUCAGAAAAUGGUUUGGGUUUGAUUUGAAUAUAAGGGAUUUGUUCCUGGAUCACCCUGGGAUGUUUUAUUUGUCUACCAAGGGAAAGAGACACACUGUUUUUCUGAGAGAAGCUUAUGAGAGAGGGUGUUUGAUUCACCCAAAUCCGGUUUAUAAUGCAAGGAGAAAGCUACUGGAUCUUGUUGUUUUGGGACGUCAUGAUAUGUUAACUGGUGACACAAAGAUGAGGAGUAUUGCUAAUAGCAAGGAGGCUGAGUUUCUGGAGCAGUACAAUGGAGAAACCUCUGACUCUGAUUAGUUACUAGAGUUUCUUUCCUUUUUGCAAACCUAAUCAACUUAAAGAUUUCAGUAGCCAGAGCUGUUUUGGUUUUGAUCUUCUUAUAGUGGGACCUUGGAUGUCAAUCUUUUGCUUGUACUAGACUGCAACAUUGAUGUGAUUUAGUUAUAUUAUGAUGCUAGAUUGAAGGAAAUGCUAGGACUUGUGCUGAUACAAAAGGUUCAUACCUUGUGUUGUCCAUUUUGGUUUGUGCUCUUCUGGAGUGAUUGGUACAAGUUGUGUUCUUUUUUUUUUUUUUCCUUUACAAGGAAGAGCUACUUGUUAACUGAAUCUUGGCUUUGAUUUUUGGGGUUUGUCUUGUAUACUCCUUGUUUAGUCAGUAGCACAGUUGCACCCUUGAUUAAGUUUCAGCUUUAGUUAUGAAAAAGUGAAAAAGUUAUGAUCAGCUUACCAUACACACAAAUAAUAGGUAGCAGACUGCAAGAGUCUUGGAUUAUUUCUAUAGUUAAGAUGUUUUUCAAUAGGCAGGUUCUUCAGCCCUUUUAUGAAGUUGCUUUCAGGCUUCUUUAACCUGUUUAUAAAUUCAUAAUUCUAUAUGGGAAUAAUUUUUUCCAAGUAUUCAGGUUCUUUUCCAAAAAAAAAAAAAAAAAAA
This is a messenger RNA of Rosa chinensis, 2109 nucleotides long. RefSeq names its product protein ROOT PRIMORDIUM DEFECTIVE 1. Lineage: Eukaryota; Viridiplantae; Streptophyta; Magnoliopsida; Rosales; Rosaceae. The transcript has 3 exons. Bases 267 to 1478 code for a protein of 403 amino acids. The record is from RefSeq and is a predicted model, not a curated record. Gene Ontology annotation, molecular function: RNA binding.